Colletotrichum orchidophilum is the source of this 207-nucleotide messenger RNA. RefSeq lists its product as uncharacterized. The transcript has a single exon. The annotation marks the transcript as partial. The record is from RefSeq and is a predicted model, not a curated record. NCBI's taxonomy places the organism in Eukaryota, Fungi, Ascomycota, Sordariomycetes, Glomerellales, Glomerellaceae.
CUCGCCACUGCUAGCUUGAUCCCGCCCUCGUCUUCUUUUCCACUGUCUCGUUUUUUCCGUGCUCUGCUCCAAUUCUGCGCAGAGCCAACAAGUUCCCAAACCAAACCAAGCGCGGCCAUGAAUAUCUCAUUCGGCCCGCCCCUUUAUGUUCCAUUGUUUAUAUGUAAAGUGCUUUGGGGUAUCUGUUGGUACACAAAAACAGUGUGA